UAGCUGCACUGGCUGAAUUGGUCAUUAAAACGCCGCUAGUGACAGAAUGUAGGUGAAAUCCACAUAAAGCGGGGAUGGCCCUUUAAGGAUAGAGAGGCGGGUAGGCGGGGUGGUCUGCCUGGCCAAUGGGAAGCUUGGGUUCCAUGAAUGUUUAGACCAAUCAGAGAGCGGAAUGUCACAGAGGCUCCGCCCUUCUCCUGCUGCUUCCUGGAAAUUUUGGACACUGUCUUUCGGACCGUUUUAUUUAUUGACAUUACAACAAACUGCUGUGUAGGAAAUUCUCCUCAUGUUAAUGAUGUUCAGUGAGACCUGAUUGGGAUUUAAUUUGAUUAAUUGGGAUUUAAUUUGAUUAAUUAAAUCAAUGCUUAAAAAGAUUGGAGUGCAGAUUACCAGGUCAUCCAAUAGAUUUAAAAUUAAGGUUUAGCACUUGGCCAAAUAUUGUUUUUAUUCUAUUGAGUGUAAUUUUAUUUUCUUAAUUGUGUGUCUUGUCCAAUUGUGAGUUUUAUGGUUUAUGUUACUAAAGCUUUAACUUCAUUGAACAUCAUCGUGCUCCAACAGCUGAACCUUUUGGCCCAUAUCUAAAACAUUGGACCUUCUCUACUGAGUUACAAGUGGGUGGAGGAUGUUGGUGUCCUUCUGAUGCCUGAUUAAACCUCAAACCACUGAGCAUUUCUACUGGUGCUUUAGUUAAAAUGGUAACCAGUUUAACCAGUGCUCGAGCUGAUUUGGGUCAGAUUCAUGUUUUAGUUGCUCUGGAGGAUGUUGUUUAUUAAACCACUGGUAUUCCUCUGACUGCUGUUUUAAUUUGCUUGGUUAUCAGGUUAACCUGGUAGCUGAACAGCAGUAGAACUGGUGUUGUAGUGAUUCCAGUCAUCAGUUUAUCUGCUGCUGCUGCUGCUGCCAGGGUUCAGCAGGGCUGUCUGCGCUGAUGCCUGAUUGAAACAGUGCUGUUUGUUCCUGUUGAUGUUCGCUGCUCUCAGAUCGUGGCUCCCUGCUGUGAUACACAUGCUGCUCAGAUCAGGGGGGUUGAAGGCAACCCACCAUCACUACACAUUUUUAAAAAAACCUGAGAACCAGGAUGGGAAACACCACUGCUGUCCCCACUGUGGGAAGGUCUUCAGCAGAGCCUGUGGCCUGUGGAGACACCAGAAGAUCCACAGAGGAGAGAAGCCGUACGGCUGUGGCGAGUGUGGGAAGACGUUCGGCCAGGCGGCCCACCUGAAGCGACACCAGAACAUCCACAGCGCGGAGCAGAGCUUCCUCUGCCCGCAAUGUGGGAACACCUUCACCCAGAAGGAAACCCUGAAGCUGCACCUGGAGCGCGUCCACAGCCGCCUGCAGCCCUACAGCUGUCAGGACUGUGGGAAACGUUUCUCCAAGCGCAGCAACCUCAAGGUCCACCAGCUGCUGCACAGCGGAGAAAAGCCGCACGCGUGUGAGGCCUGUGGGAAAACGUUCAGGGACCGCAGCCACCUGAGGAACCACCGGGUCACCCACAGCGGGGAGAAACCCUUCUGGUGCGAGGAGUGUGGGAAGAUGUUCACCCGGCCCGGUUCCCUGAGGAGACACCAGAGGAGCCACACCAGGGAGAGACCGUACUGCUGCGACUUCCUGGUCAAUGUGAAGCAUGAAUGUUCUGCAGAUGAAAUGUUCUGUUCAGACCCAAAGAUGACAUCAUCCUGAACCAAAAUAAACAUUUUAAAUCUG
This is a messenger RNA of Poeciliopsis prolifica (blackstripe livebearer), 1707 nucleotides long. RefSeq names its product gastrula zinc finger protein XlCGF49.1-like. Gene Ontology annotation, cellular component: nucleus. Bases 964 to 1683 code for a protein of 239 amino acids. The transcript is spliced from 2 exons. NCBI's taxonomy places the organism in Eukaryota, Metazoa, Chordata, Actinopteri, Cyprinodontiformes, Poeciliidae. Gene Ontology annotation, biological process: regulation of transcription by RNA polymerase II. Gene Ontology annotation, molecular function: RNA polymerase II cis-regulatory region sequence-specific DNA binding; DNA-binding transcription factor activity. The record is from RefSeq and is a predicted model, not a curated record.